Molecule: messenger RNA, 1149 nt
Organism: Onthophagus taurus
Lineage: Eukaryota; Metazoa; Arthropoda; Insecta; Coleoptera; Scarabaeidae
Gene: Naxd
Product: NAD(P)HX dehydratase
Biological process (GO): metabolite repair
Molecular function (GO): ATP-dependent NAD(P)H-hydrate dehydratase activity
Source: RefSeq, a predicted model, not a curated record
GAGGUGGCGCAAUAGUUCGGUGUGGGGAGUAAAACUGUCAUGACAUUGUUGUGCGUUCCUCGAAAAACCUCAAUUAUAAAGUGUUUCCGUGACCCUUUAAAGCAUUUGCAGUGUAAAUUACAUACAAAACAUUCCAAUUUAAGUAUUAGUGAGUGUAAAACGAAUAAAUCGUCAAAAAUGGAUGAAAUGAGUCUCUCGUUGAUGUCUAGACAAUUAGCGCCAUCUCUAUCUCAAGGGCGACAUAAAGGUCAAGCCGGUAGAAUAGGAAUUUUUGGUGGUUCUUUGGAAUAUACAGGAGCCCCUUAUUUCUCCGCUAUUUCCGGAUUAAAAGUCGGCGCGGAUUUGGUUCACGUUUUCUGUUCGAAAGAAGCGGCCACCGUAAUAAAAUCUUACAGUCCCGAAUUAAUUGUACACCCCCUUUUGGAUUCUGAAGAUGCCGUAAAUAAAAUAAAACCUUGGUUGGACAGAUUACAUGUUUUAUUAAUCGGACCGGGUUUGGGUCGCGAAGAUGCAAUCUUUGAGGUAAUCAAAGAAAUCAUCGAGAUUGGGAAAGAAAAGUGUAAACCUUUGGUAAUCGACGCUGACGGGUUAUUUUUAAUAAGUAAAGAACCUAGCAUUUUAAAUAAUUACCCCACACCUGGCGCAAUUUUAACACCGAACAUCAUGGAAUUCGCCAGAUUACUCGGAUCUGAUAACCCAAAAAGUAUUAAAGAGGAGGACGCAAAGAGAUUAUUUGAAUCUUGGGGACCAAACGUUACUUUACUUUGUAAAGGAGAACAAGACAUUCUUAUAGAUAAUUCGAAAACUGUUAAACUUUCGUUAGGGGGUUCUGGAAGGAGAUGUGGGGGGCAAGGAGACUUAUUAGGUGGAUCUUUAGCAGUAUUUUUCACAUGGGCGUUACAACAUAAAUUAGAUGUUGAUGUUCCUCACGAUGAUCGACCUAUGAUUGCUUGUUACUCAGCAUGCAAAUUAAUCAGGGAAUGUAAUAGUAGAGCAUUUAAAAAAUUUGGAAGAAGUAUGACCGCUUCGGAUAUGAUUCCAGAAAUUCACGGAGUUUUCGACGAUUAUUUCGAAUUAAAAUGAUUUUUAUAAAAAAAAAAUUGAUUUUGUACCAAAAAUAUGAUUAAAUAAAUGCAAGUUUUAAAAGUU